UUUUCUUCUGAUGCGCACACUCCGAUAUAUAAUUUUGUUCUGGCUCUGAUAGCAGACUUCAGCUUUUACGCCUUUUACAUCGUCCUAGAUUUUAUCCUGCUUUUCACUAUUAUUUCCCUUCAACAUGAAAUAUGCUCUUGUAACAUAUGCUGAUGAAGAUGAUGCACCUGGGAUUGUAGCGACAAAUUGGAUUGACUUUGAAAACGAAAUUUGUUGGUUUCCAAAUGUUAUAACAAAUGAAAAAAAGAUGAAGCUGCUUCUUUCCAGAGAACCACCAUCAGAAAAUUGGUUGCAGUGUCAAGUCACAAUUUUAAAAAUAUUUAAUAAUUAUUCUGCUGCUGCCGAAGCUCUUAAUGAAGCUGAAGAAUCAGCAAGUUUAGAAAUAGACACUGAAAGGACUUCGAGAAAAAAGAGGAAAAGGUACAUUUUCUUGCCUGAUGAUUCAAGCUGUGAUGAAGAUGAACCAAGACCUGCGAAACAGUCUCUUCCUUUUGUCAUUAAAUCCUACUCUUCGCUUUCUACGUUCCCAGAAUCGGCUGGUCCUAGGAUAUCUCAGAUUAACAUAGCUGAAACAACACGGCAAAAAAAACCUGAUUCAGCUUUAAGCAUUACAGAUGUAAAUGCCUCUGCUAUUGUCGAUACAAGUUCAGAUAUCAAUAAAAGCAUUCAAGUAAUUCAAACACAACAGGAUCUACUGAGAGAUAAUAUGAAGAAUCUCUCCAGCAUGGUCAACAGAAUCGAGAGUAAAAUUGAUGCAGUAUUGGAAUUGGUCGAAAGAAAACCUUCAUUAAAAAUGGAAACCAUGGAACUGAUCAACAUGGCAUCCCUGCCAAUUGGCAAUGAAGAAGAAUUUCAAACCUUCAACUCUUUACUUGCUGAAAACUCUUCAUUCAGGCAAAGUCUUCUUACAUCUUUGCCUGUUGCUGGAGGCCGGAAUGCGAAGGCAUUUAUAUUCAAUGUUCUUCGAAAGUUAAUGUUAGAUGACAUUGCAGAACUAUACUCCUUGACAGGAAAGCCAUUUAAACAUCAUACAUCAAAAAAAUCUUUUGAAAAAACUGAAGUUUACAACUUAAUUCUGGAGGUCUGUCGCAUUACAUUCAGUGAUACAAAGGAACCUGCUGUUAGAGAAGCCAUUUGCGACUGGCUUACGCAAGCCAAGUUUCGCAAGAGUCGAAGAGAGAGUAGAAUGCUUCAAAAUAGUACACAAGAGUUGAAUCCUAGUCUGCCUGUUUCAUAGUAUUUCAUUGUAUUUCUGUAAAUAAAAGUGUUUGUACAUUAUUGUUAAGUUUAAUGUUAUUAAAUGUGCUAAAGUGCUGUGUAAUGAGCAUUUUUUAUUAACAGUAUGGAGCUCUUCCCCCUGCUUGAUAACACUCACCAACCCCCGAAGAUUGCUUUGCAAAAUUUUUAUUAAUUGUUUUGUCAUUUUUCAUAUGUGUAUUAUCCUUUUCAGAGCAAAAU
This is a messenger RNA of Uloborus diversus, 1458 nucleotides long. RefSeq lists its product as uncharacterized. The transcript has 7 exons. The record is from RefSeq and is a predicted model, not a curated record. Lineage: Eukaryota; Metazoa; Arthropoda; Arachnida; Araneae; Uloboridae. The coding region runs from base 125 to 1237 and encodes 370 amino acids.